This is a messenger RNA of Ilex paraguariensis (yerba mate), 375 nucleotides long. Lineage: Eukaryota; Viridiplantae; Streptophyta; Magnoliopsida; Aquifoliales; Aquifoliaceae. The record is from the annotation of a GenBank genome assembly.
AUGGGGGAAAAGAGCACAAUUGUUAUAUCUGGUCACCAAUCUAUAAGUUAUUUUUCUGAUGUCAGAAACCUUUGCUGGUUUUUGGAACCAGAAUUUGCAAAUUCAGUGGUUAGACUACACAAACUUGUUGGAAACGCAAUUACUGAAGACCACCACAUUGUGGUUGGGACAGGUUCUACACAACUCUUUCAGGCUGUACUAUAUGCUCUCUCUCCACCGAAUGCAUCUGAGCCCAUGAAUGUGGUAUCUGCUGCCCCAUUCUACUCGAGACUAACAUGCACCACUGGUGGUGGUGGUGGUGGUCCUCGAUUCCCAUUGACCAGCACCAGCAUAUUCUUCUGUACUUUUUUGGCCGACCUCAAACCACUCAAAUAG